Molecule: messenger RNA, 1607 nt
Organism: Aethina tumida (small hive beetle)
Lineage: Eukaryota; Metazoa; Arthropoda; Insecta; Coleoptera; Nitidulidae
Product: cytochrome P450 4C1
Exons: 8
Coding region: 40-1569 (509 amino acids)
Molecular function (GO): iron ion binding; monooxygenase activity; heme binding
Source: RefSeq, a predicted model, not a curated record
AUCUCCAUAGCAGGUUGUUGUUCUAGAAGUUUUACAAAAAUGUUGUUAUCAACAAUAUUAUUAGGUGCAGGGUUAAGUUUUACAAUAAUCUACUUAAUUCAUCGAUUGAUCAAAUGGAACGAAUUCAGAAAACAAAUCAACUUAAUACCUGGGCCAAAGGGUUUGCCAAUUAUUGGCAAUACCUUGGAACUUUUAGGAUCACAAGAGAAAAUAUUUAAAUCAAUGAGGAAAUUGUCACAAGAGUAUACUAAGAAUGGAACGGGCAAACUUUGGUUGGCACAUUUAGCUCAAGUGGGAACACAAAAUCCAGAUGAUGUUGAGAAGUUAAUUUCAUCCACAAAACACAACACGAAGAGUGAAAUUUAUGAUCAGCUGCACAUUUGGUUGGGUACCGGAUUGUUAACCAGCUAUGGUAGUAAAUGGCAGUCCAGAAGAAAAAUAUUAACCCCAUCUUUCCAUUUUAACAUACUUCAAGACUUCUUUCUCAUAUUCAUCGAACAAACAGAUAUUUUGGUUAAAGAGUUGAUAAAAAAUGAAGGACAAGUUGUUGAUGUUAUUCCACCAAUUACCCAGUUUACACUACACUCAAUUUUGGAAACUGCAAUGGGAACAACCGUUACUUCUGGAAACAAAGAACAAGAAAAGUACAAGGAAAGCGUUUACAAAAUGGGAGAAUUCAUCGUGUAUAGAAUUUCCAGGCCAUGGUUUUUCUUUGAUGCUAUAUUUGCUUUGACCAAAGGCUUUUGGGAGCAAAGAAGCCUGGCCAAAUAUUUACGCGAUUUUUCUUAUAAUGUAAUACAACAAAGAAGAGAUAGAUUCCAGAAAAUGUUAGCUGACAAACAAUUUGAGCAAUCCUCAUCGUACUCAACAAGAAAGAAGCUUGCCAUGUUGGACUUGUUGAUACGUGGUAAUAUGGAGGGAGUCGCAAUCGAUGAUGAAGGGAUUAGAGAGGAAGUUGACACAUUUAUGUUCGAGGGCCAUGAUACUACUUCAAUGUCAAUAUGUUUCACAUUGAUGCUAAUCGCAAAUCACAAGGAAAUACAAGAUAAAAUCUACGAAGAAAUUUUCUCGAUCUUUGGUGAUUCAGACAGAAAAAUUACAUUCACCGACCUCCAAGAUUUGAAAUAUUUAGAACGAUGCAUCAAAGAAAGCCUCAGGUUGUACCCAAGUGUUCCAAUGAUUUCCCGGAUUACCAGUGAAGAAAUUAUAACUUCAGAUGGUUACAAAAUACCACCGAAAACUUCAGUCAAUAUUUCUAUUUUCGAUAUGCAUAGAAAUGAAAAUUAUUUCGAAAAUCCGGAAGUCUUUGAUCCCGAUAGAUUUUUGCCUGAAAACACACAAAAUCGUCAUCCUUUCGUUUACAUCCCCUUCAGUGCCGGACCCAGAAAUUGCAUUGGUCAAAAAUUCGCUUUGAUUGAGAUCAAGACAGUUAUCACCGGAAUUUUGAGGAAUUUUGUAUUGGAGCCAGUGGACACACCAGAUACCAUAACCUUGAUAACCGACCUGGUUAUAAGAUCUAAAGAUGGUAUAAGAAUCAAAUUCAUUAAAAGGAAAAAUUAUUGUAAUUAAAAUAUAGUUUGUUAUGUAUGAUCAUUUUAUAUUGUAAU